This is a messenger RNA of Canis lupus familiaris (dog), 4474 nucleotides long. RefSeq names its product small integral membrane protein 13 (gene SMIM13). The record is from RefSeq and is a predicted model, not a curated record. Bases 68 to 331 code for a protein of 87 amino acids. NCBI's taxonomy places the organism in Eukaryota, Metazoa, Chordata, Mammalia, Carnivora, Canidae. The transcript has 2 exons.
CCCGCCCCCCGGGGGCGCUCGAGCCCGGCCCGCGCCGCCGCCCGCCGCCCGCCGUCCUCCGCCCAAGAUGUGGCACAACGUGGGGCUGACCCUGGUGGUGUUCGUGGCCACGCUGCUGGUCGUGCUGCUGCUGAUGGUGUGCGGUUGGUAUUUCGUAUGGCAUCUGUUUUUAUCGAAAUUCAAGUUUCUGCGGGAACUGGUGGGAGACACAGGAUCUCAGGAGGGAGAUCAUGAGCCAUCAGGCUCUGAGACGGAAGAAGACACUUUGUCAUCUUCACACAGGAUCAGAUCUGCUCGGCACAGAAGGGCGCCUGCUGAUGAAGGCCACUGACCCUAGCCACCAUCCUGUACUAGUGGAUGAUGAAAGGCAGUGGGGAGCCUCUGUCUUUAAUGACUUGGCUUUGCAGUUUGGUAAAAGAUUGAAGAACAUUUUUACUUGGAUUUUAAGUUCAAUUAAAGAAAAAGAUUUAUAUGUAAGCCAUAUGAAAAUAAAGGGAAUUAAAACCAAAUCAGACCAUUGCAGAUUUCAUCUUAAAGAUCAUCUUUUGCUUCACUAACUUUCUACUUAUAUACUUACUCUCUGACUCCUGGGCUUAUUGUAUUGCACUGUUGUGAAUCUGGUAAACAUUACAGGCUUGAAAAACCGUAUUUUAUUAGUUCUGUAAUGUAUGUUGUAUUUUUGUUUUUGUUUUCACAUUUUACCUUGUCCGAAAUUGGGAUGUAUCUCAUGAUUACUGUGAACUGGGAGAUGGUCAUGAUGUAAUUAUCUCAGCCUGUGCGUGUGUGAACUUAACUAACAGCUUGUCACAGCAUCAUCACUGUACUGUUGGUACCAAAUGUGUCAGGUUUAUUUGGCAUUUAAAGAUGUCUUCAAAAAGAUUGCACUAUGAUUCAUUAUUGAAACGAAAAGUUAUCGUGUACGCAGAAAAGCAUGGAAACAGAGCAGCAGGGCGUACAUUUGGAAUUAGUGAAGCAAAUAUCCGUCGCUGGAGGAAUGACCGCCAUUCCAUAUUUUCUUGUAAAGCAACAACAAAAUGCUUUACGGGACCUAAGAAAGGAAGGUACCCACAAGUGGAUGAAGCUGUACUAUGUUUUGUUAGUGAGAUGCGUGCAAAAGGAUUGCCUGUCACGCGCCAAGCAAUGCGAUUGAAGGCAGGAGAAAUUGCCAAAACCCUCGGAAUAGAAGAAACAAAAUUCAAAGCAACGAGAGGCUGGUGUGAUCGAUUCAUGCGCCGAGCAGGAUUAUCUUUAAGGCGUCAAACAUCGUUUUGCUCAAAAUUUUCUGCUGACAUUAUACAGAAGACGGUGCUGGAGCACUCAUUCAAGAAAUGCCGCAUCCCCAGUGCUCUUGAUGACACCAAGGGUGCUCUUAUGUGGAAGAAUGGAGACAUCGUUGGCUGUGAUUUGCGAAGUGAUUCAGAAGAGUUGGAUUCAGAAUAUGAAGUUAUAGUUAUAACCUAACUAGUUAUUUCAUACACUUUCUUUUGGUAUGCACAAGAUUGAUGUGAUAAAAAUCUGCUUAACUCUAAAAACCGUUUCAGUAAAUUUAAAUAAACACUCUAAAACUCUACACGAUAUGAAAGCACUGUGUCAGUUUAAUUGCCCUUGUUUUUUUCUUAGUGAUACAUGUGGUGCAUCUUACAAUUGAUGGUAUCUUAGAUAAAUAAUAGUUUGUAAAUUUAUUUUUCCUUGUAGGGUAGCGAUUAUUUAUUGGAGAACUUAAUCUUGACUCUUAUAAUGCUGUUAAAAUAGUUAUCCUCUAUGAGAUACAUUUUUUUUUUCAACCUAUUCAGGAUUUAAGAGUAGUGACUCAGGAGUCUUAAGAACUGUCUUCUACUUCAGGAAGAGUGGAAUUAGUUUCUCCCUUUGGGAGGGCUUCAUGCUCAAGGCAUGUGUUGUGGAGAAAGUACUUCUUUACAGACAAUUCAGUGACAAGACCUCAGAGGUCCUGGGUAUGGUGGAUAAAACAGUGAGUGAAAAUGCCCUCUUCACUGGAAAAUAGCUUGCCAGGUUCCCAUGUUUGUCUUCACAGAACUUUGGACCGAAGGUUCACCAGGGAAGAGAUACAGAUUCAAAGGCCCUUCCUGUUUAGUGUUAUCUGCUCUGUACAAGAGUGAAUUGCAAAGCCAAUUUCUUUUAUUGAUCCAAGUUCCUUUUUCUGCGUUUACCCUUUUUUUUCUCAAGAACUAGUCAUCACAGAACAUCACCUCUGUGUUGUGACGGUGUGUAACUAUGUUUGAUACCUCAUACUUAAUGCUGAUAGUUUUGUCAACAGUCCCCUUGCGUUCCUGAGGAAUGCCUCUGCAGUCCCGGUAGCCCUUCGGAUAUACUGAAAAGGGAGUCUACACAGCAUGAGCUUAGUUUUAAACAUUUGCUGGGGGACGAUCCUCAGCAGCCAAGAGUGGGGCAUAAUCUUUCUGUCAUUUCCUUAUUGGAUGCAUUUUUCUAUUAUUAUGUGACUAUAGGGAUUAACCGAACAGUGACACUGAGUUUCAAGCAUUAAUUUUGGGGCUUCAGACUAGCUGGCUAUCACAUUAAAAUGGUCGUCAGUUAGAAAAGAAUUAAUGCCUAAAAGCUUCUUGGUAUUGGGAUUGUAUUUAAUUAGAUCUUUCAUUGUCUAAUACCUUGAGCUGUGGGAUUUAGCUUCAUAGUGAAUACCUUACCUUUAGGUAAUAAUAGUUGUUGACAAACUUUAACAAAUGAGCUUCUGUACUGUUUCAGUAUUAAGGAAUGAUGGCUCAUGUAACAACUUGCAAGGGUCAUCCACAAGUUAAUAUAAAUGAAUCCAUGUAAAGGUGUAUGUGUUGGUAUUAUUUAUUAACAAAUAUGCAUCAAGAUGUCUCUUUUUUUAGUAGAAUUUAAGGAAAUGUUCUAUUUAACUUAUUUGGGAUAUCUAUCCAAAAGCAUAUUAAUCGCUCACACUCUACCUACCAUGUUUUAACUCCUCCUCAGAGAGUAAAAAGAAAUCAGUGGUGCCAGUAUGAAAAUUCUACAAGCCAAUUCCUUUGUUUAAAACUUGUAUUCUUCUCUUGUACUCUUUUUCCCCCAUUAAGACUCACCAUAGUAUAUAUUUCUAAGGCCACUAAGGCAAGAGGAGUAUUAACAAUUAUUUGUGUGGUAUUUCUGUUCCUAUAUUACUGCUUUUGUAGCUGCACUCAAUCGGGAACUUCCCAAGUACCUUUUCAGUUUCUCAGUGGGAGACUGACUUGCCUGUGGUUAAUUUUGAAGUUUAGAAGGUGCUGAGGAUACAAGUAUCCGCCUUGUCUGAAUGCUCACAAGUCACUGUUUGUGACUGUGAUCACAGUGAUGGCAAUCAACGCUGCCAUCUUUUGAAAAUUCUAAAAUCGAGGACUCUAACAGGGUUGUUUCAUUUCCUUACCCAUUUACCAUUCCCACAUCUCUUUUGCCUCUGAAACUUUUGUGAAAAUUGCCUGUAUCAAACGUACUGGUUUGCAUUGCUCUGAUUUAAAUGCCAAAAAAUGCUAAAUAUUUGUGUGGCGCUCUUAAGUGAGGUUUUUAAUAUUUACGUAAAGCUAAAAAUAGAAUUCAUCCAAUGGAUUUUGUAGUGUUGUUUUCAUGGUGGAAACAUUAAAACAUUGCUUUUUGGUGAAUAGCUAAUUCACAUACGUGCUGACCCAUUUUGUCAAAUGAUACUAGGUUUAAAAACCACUUCCAACUUUUAUUUUGCUGAAAGGUGGGUGAACCAUAUUAAUGGUUUCAUAGAAUGUUAUUUUAAACCAAAAUAUGUUGAAAGAUUUGAAAGUAGUAAUUUUUAUUUUUAGGAGCAACCUAUUUGGAAAUUAUUUUAAGUCAACAAUGCAGUAUUUUUUAAAGUCUGUCUUUCUUACAAGGUAUGUUUUAAUGUAACAUGUAGCUAGUUUUAGAUUUUUGACAGGUAAACUUCAAGUACUUUUAUAUUUGAAGUUGACUUAAAAAAGCCAAUGAGCAGUACUCAAAGGUGAUGGACUUUGAAGCAACUAAUGGAAUAGUAUUUUGUUAUGGAGUCUAGAAUUAAAGCACCUUGUAUGGUCUACUUUUAAAGUAUCCUGUAGCUUUUAAAGCAUAAAGAAUAACAUUUAAUCUUAUAUUAAUAAAAAUUACAUUUUCCAUUUGUUAAUACAUGUGCUGCCUGUCUUAUGACCAGCGUUUAACAUUGCCCUCCCAGUUAACUCUGUGCAUAACCAUUCCCCAAAUACAUACUGCUGCUGUGGUUUCUUAAUGGAAAUAUUCUGUGCUGUGCUCUGAUGCAUUGUCAUCCUGCUGCUUGACAAAUAGGUUUAUAAGGAAUUAGAAUUGUGUGCGUUAAUAGUACCUUUAUAUAACAAGAUGUAAAGUUAGAGUUAAGGAAUGUGUAUAAAUGAUCACUCACUGUUUUUGUUUCAGAACUGGUCAAUACUAUACCUAAAGCUUCUGUGGUUUGUUUGAUGUUUUAACUUUCACUUUAAACACAGAAUAAAUUAAGAUGAAAACAAAA